Messenger RNA from Capsella rubella, 2892 nucleotides. Its product is annotated as probable apyrase 7. Gene Ontology annotation, molecular function: nucleoside diphosphate phosphatase activity. Gene Ontology annotation, biological process: nucleoside diphosphate catabolic process. Bases 391 to 2637 code for a protein of 748 amino acids. NCBI's taxonomy places the organism in Eukaryota, Viridiplantae, Streptophyta, Magnoliopsida, Brassicales, Brassicaceae. Gene Ontology annotation, cellular component: membrane. The transcript has 4 exons. The record is from RefSeq and is a predicted model, not a curated record.
ACGGAUCUCUCUCUCUCUCUCUCCCUCCCAACGUCUUCGUCUUCCUCCGGUCUGAGUCGUGUGGUUUUAGCCGGAUACUCAUCAGAUCCGCUGAAGAUUCUCGUUUGUCUGGUACGAAGACGACGAUUCGUGGGAUUAACGCAUAUGCGUUUAUGCUCCUUUGACGCAGCGAAUACGAGAUCUAAGAGCUGGGAACGCUUUGACGGUGGCUGCAGUUUGUUCUUCGUUCUAUGCCAAUGUGUGCUUCUGGAGGAUGAAGAAUGUGAAGAGUUUGUAGUGCUUCUGCAUUUGAUGCUGGUUUUGGCUCUAAAGACUACGGAGAAGGUUGUGUUGAGUUGUUAGUUUUCUUCUAAGUAAAGCAUUUUUGAGGUAUAUGUAGAGGCAAGAGACAUGGUUUUUGGUAGGAUCACUGAACUUUUUACUGCUGCAUCUAGUCGAUUUUCAGCGGGUUCACAAUCAUCUGUUCCGUAUAUGCCUACUGGGUCAUCGCCGGAUGUAGGAACGUCGGUGUCAGAUUCGAUAAGUUUUGGGAAUGGUGGACGAAAGAAUAGUUUGAGACAUUCAGCGUCUCUCCAAGAUUUUUCUUCAUAUCAUGGACUUGAUCCUGAAGAAUCGAUUCUUGCCCGGGAAGCUGAUUUAAGUGCUAAACGGCAAACUAUAUCAUGGGGACAGAAUGGAACUAGUUUUUCCAAGGAAAAGGCAGGUGUUCCGAGUGGUACCAACCCAUCUACACGCCGUAAAUGUAUUCGUGCGGUUAUGAUCAUUAUGUGCCUGAUUCUGUUUGCUUUUCUGGUGUAUAUAGUCUCCAUGUAUAUUUAUACAAACUGGUCACGGGGAACAUCAAGAUAUUAUGUUGUGUUUGACUGUGGAAGCACAGGGACUCGCGCAUAUGUCUAUCAGGCCUCUAUAAAUUACAAGAAAGAUAGUAGUCUCCCCAUUGUUAUGAAAUCUUUGACAGAGGGUAUAUCUAGAAAGAGUAGUGGCCGUGCUUAUGAUCGAAUGGAGACAGAACCUGGGUUUGAUAAGCUUGUCAACAACAGAACAGGACUGAAAACUGCGAUAAAACCCCUUAUUCAGUGGGCAGAGAAGCAAAUACCCAAGCAUGCUCAUAGAACUACAUCACUCUUUGUUUAUGCAACAGCGGGCGUCCGGAGGCUCCGUCCUGCUGAUUCAAGCUGGAUUUUAGGUAAUGUGUGGUCAAUACUAGCGAAGUCUCCCUUCACUUGCCGGAGGGAGUGGGUUAAGAUCAUCAGUGGUACAGAGGAAGCUUAUUUUGGAUGGACCGCCCUUAAUUACCAAACAAGCAUGUUGGGAGCUGUACCAAAGAAGGCAACAUUUGGUGCACUUGAUUUAGGUGGCUCAUCAUUGCAGGUAACCUUUGAGAAUGAGGAGAGAACGCAUAAUGAGACCAACCUAAAUCUUAGAAUUGGAUCUGUUAACCAUCAUCUUAGUGCAUAUUCUCUCGCUGGAUAUGGUCUUAAUGAUGCAUUUGAAAGGUCUGUUGUUCAUCUCUUAAAGAGGCUACCAAAUGUCAACAAGUCUGAUUUGAUUGAAGGAAAACUGGAAAUGAAACAUCCUUGCUUAAAUUCUGGAUACAACGGACAAUACAUAUGUUCUCAAUGUGCGUCCAGUCUUAAAAGAGGUAAAAAAGGGAAGUCAGGAGUUCCUAUCAAGCUUGUCGGUGCUCCAAAUUGGGGAGAGUGCAGCUCACUGGCAAAAAUUGCUGUUAAUAGCUCUGAAUGGUCAAACACAAAACUUGGAGUUGAUUGUGAUUUGCAGCCUUGCGCUCUUCCUGAUGGUUACCCUCGUCCUCAUGGUCAAUUCUAUGCUGUAUCUGGAUUCUUUGUGGUGUACCGCUUUUUCAAUUUGAGUGCUGAAGCUUCCCUUGAUGAUGUCUUGGAAAAGGGUAGGGAAUUUUGUGAAAAGGCUUGGCAAGUUGCCAGAACUAGUGUUUCUCCACAACCCUUCAUUGAACAGUACUGCUUUAGAGCACCAUACAUAGUCUCCUUGUUACGAGAAGGUUUAUAUAUUACAGAUAAGCAAAUUGUUAUUGGGUCUGGGAGUAUAACUUGGACACUUGGAGUAGCUCUUUUGGAAGCAGGGAAGGCUCUGUCUUCUACACCGGGACUAAAGGGAUAUGAGACUCUGAGCAUGAAGAUAAACCCAGUAGCCCUUAUAUCUUUUCUGCUCGUUUCAUUGCUUCUGCUUCUCUGUGCACUCUCACGCGUCAGCAAUUGUAUGCCAAGAUUCUUUAGAAAGUCCUAUCUUCCACUUUUUAGACACAAUAGCACCUCAGCUUCAUCUGUUCUUAACAUCCCGUCUCCCUUCAGAUUCCAGCGAUGGAGUCCUAUGAGCACAGGUGUAAAGACACCAUUGAGUCCAACAGUCCGUGGAUCACCCCGUAGGCCAUUUAGUUUUGGAAGCAGCGUACAGCUCAUGGAAUCUUCAUUGUACUCAUCGAGCAGCUGCGUAAUGCAUAGUUGUUCUUCUGAUAGCUUAGGGGAUAUGCAAUACGACAGCACUAGUUCCUUCUGGUCUUCCCCUCGCAGGAGUCAAAUGCGUCUCCAAAGCAGGAGAUCACAAUCUCGAGAAGAUCUUAGUUCGUCGCUUGCUGAAUCACACAUGCUGAAGAUGUAGGGAAAGAAUUUUUUGAGCUGGUCCCAGUUCUUGUCAUCUCAAAGUUUCUUGGGUUUGAGCAGCUAGAAAGAGAAGAAUCGAUUCCUGGAUUGAGUGGUUUAUGUUUCAAGCAUAGAAUAAGUUCUGUAAGUGCUUAUUUUGGUUCUUAUCAUCAUAUCUAAAGGAAGACAAAAAAAUAGAGAAUCUGUUAUUAUGCUGUUUGCUCUUCAUUUCAUUGCAAGAUUCGAGGCUAAGAGUGUCUUUUUUCUUUUACCA